AUGGCGGCCAAGCAAGAUAGCUUUCGCGUGAUUAUAGUUGGCGGAUCUGUUGCUGGUCUGACUCUGGCUCACUGCUUGUUCAAGAACAACAUUGAUUUUGUGAUCCUCGAAUCAAACUGCGAUAUUGCCCCCCAGGUCGGUGCUUCAAUUGGCAUUCUUCCCAAUGGUGCUCGCAUUCUCGACCAACUGGAUAUUUUCGAUGAGAUCCUUGAUGCAGCCGAGCCUCUAGAGCACGGUUGGACCUGGUCGGCAGCAGGCAAGAUAAUAUCAAAGACUGAAGCCCCUAAAGUCAUUCAUCAGAGGCAUGGAUAUCCAAUUACCUUCCUCGAUCGCCAGAUCUUGUUGGAUAUUUUGUACAGAAAUUUGAAAGAUGGAGAUCGUCGCGUACAUACCAACAAGAGGGUCACAAAAGUCGAGCAUUUUUCUGAGAAAGUGCGAAUUCAUUGUGCAGACCAGUCCGUUUUCGAGGGCGACAUGGUCGUUGGAGCCGACGGUGUGCGGAGUACAGUGAGACGAGAGAUGUGGGAUUACAUGGACUCCAUGGCUCUAGGGAAACAGGCAGCAGAGGAACGAGCAUGCAUGUCGUCUGAGUAUUCCUGUGUGUUUGGAAUAUCUACCGCAACGCCAGGACUACAGCCCGGACAGAGCCAUCGUACUUUUGCAGAUGACUACUCGACCUUGACCGUUGUUGGCAAAGAAGGCCGUGUUUUCUGGUUCCUAUUUACCAAGAUGAACCGUGUCUACUCUGCUUCUGAGAUCCCUAGACUCGACAAGGAAGACAUAGGACAGCACAUGAAUAAGUAUGCUCAUGUUCCGAUCACGGAUAGUGUCACUCUCUCUGCUGUUUAUCAAAAUGUUGUAUCACGAAAUUUCCUUGCUUUAGAGGAAGCUUUCUACACACAUUGGUGCAUGGACCGAUUUGUUUGCAUUGGAGAUUCGGCUCACAAGAUGACUCCUAAUAUGGGCCAAGGGGGUAACAGUGCUAUUGAGAGUGCUGCUGCGCUAGCCAACCAUCUCGCUAUUCUGGUCCAGGGCUCAUCCAGUGACUGUAUCUCCCUUCGAAGCAUCAAAUCUUGUCUGAAUAAUUGGCAAACAGCGCGACAACCACGAACUAAAAAAGUCUGGACCAAGGCAAAUAGUUUGACAAGACUUGAAGCUGGGGCAACAGUCAAAGACAGGAUUAUCGCCCAGUAUCUACUCCCUUUUAUGAGCCAACUACUCAUUGACAAGAUCUCCCAAACACUCUUUGGGGCAGAGAGGCUGGAUUCUGUCCCACUUCCUCUCCGAGCAUCUCAGUGUUCUAUGCCACUUCACUCUCAGCCACGUCGUAGUUAUGGACAGACUGGCUGGGGGCGGACUCUGUGGACCGUGCCCCUCAUUGGAUGCUACUUUGCUGCUCAUAUCACCAUGGGAUCUUUAGUACAAAAGUUCGGACCCUUUCUGGGGUCUACGCUUGCCCAGGGCUCUUGGACCGCAAGCAACGGAGAAACUCUGGAUCUUAUCAGGCCCAUAUAUCAUGUUUCUUUCUUGGACAAAAUGUUUGGACCUCUCAUUUGCUGCUUCUUGCCCUCAAUCAGCGGGUCUGAUCCCAAAUCAUACGCGCAGAUGAUCUCAUUUAUGGCCGAUAUUGGCCCGGUAUACGGAAUCUGGCUACUUGAGAGCUACCGAAAAGGGAAAACUAACAUUGAGACUAUACUACCAACUCUGAUGGGGGUCGUUUUUCAAUUGAAGGGAAUCGGCAAAUUGGCCCCUUUGUACUAUGCAAUUGAGUACAUCCACUCACCUCUUUCCAGUCUCAUUCAAGGAGACAGGCGCGAGAUAAAGGCAACCGCGUUGAGGUCAUUCUUGCCAGCUAUGCUCGCAGGAUACUAUCUUCCAACUUUCGGAAACUUCUUUGCCUCUACCCUUGAGUCACGCCGAUCAUACAAUGCUGUCUGGCAGUUUUUCCCCGUGAUUGUACCCCUUCUGCAGGUCUUCUUUCGUCUUUCUGCGGACCAAAUCUCUGAAUGCAAGCCUGUCCAAAUACAAAGAGGCCACAGACAGGAUAUGUUCUACAUCCGCUGUGCAUACGGCACUAUGACCGCGAUCUCAGGACUUGCCUUCCUCUACGCCCGGAUUUCGGCUCCACAAAGCAUAUCCCUGGUGUCUGUUUUCCUGCCUAGUCUGUUUGGGCAUACGGAGCCUAUCUCUUCGUUUACCGCUGGGAUUGCGAAGCUAUUUCAGUAUGAUGAGUUGAUUUCUAUGGUAUCUGGGUUUGUCUGGCUGGGGCUUCGAUUUCAAGAAAUGAAGCAAGCUGGACCACCCUGGUGGAAGUCAGUAUGUGCUUUGGUUGGCACUACUCUCACUCUUGGUCCUGGCGCAGCAUUUGCACUAGGUUGGGGAUGGAGGGAAGAAAUUCUUGCUCACAUAACUUCUGAAGAUGAGAAUUAUUCCAAGCGCCAUUUGUGA
Penicillium antarcticum is the source of this 2448-nucleotide messenger RNA. Its product is annotated as FAD-dependent oxidoreductase. The record is from RefSeq and is a predicted model, not a curated record. The coding region runs from base 1 to 2448 and encodes 815 amino acids. NCBI's taxonomy places the organism in Eukaryota, Fungi, Ascomycota, Eurotiomycetes, Eurotiales, Aspergillaceae. The transcript has 5 exons. Gene Ontology annotation, molecular function: FAD binding.